AAUUUAUUGAGCCUAAUGUAUCUUCGCGCCAUCGCUAGGUGGCACCAGUAGUUGCCAAACAAUCGAAAGUUUUUUAGUUUCGAUCUUGUAAAUACAUUCCUGCCAACCAAUUAUUGCAUUGUUCAUGAGCUCUUAUUUGAGGUGUCAUUAAACGCAGGUGUCUUUAAAUGAUGAAGAAUGUUUGAAUUGUUUUGAUUGUGAGUAUUCGAAGUGUCGUUACUGAGGGUCGAAUAAUUCCUACUUGCCUAUCGUUGAAAACUUAAAAUAACUGUUUCGAUACGCGUGACGUUUGAGAAGAAUGGUUCCAGGAUGACUGAUGUCGAAGACAUUUAUCGGUGACACAACCUGAUUCAAUUGUGAUUUAUCUUUCAUUUUUCGUUAAUUUGAUCAAUCCAGUUCAAGAUCUUGCAAUGUCUUUCUGUCUUAAUCUAUAAAUCCAACCUUAACCUAUAAACGCGAACAUGGAACAGAUUCCUUCAUCUUCGAGCGAACUGGUCUCUAGUCAGAAGUCAUUGCCAUCGUCUUACAAUCCCGGAUGGAACGAUCCUCCAGAGAGGGCUAUGUCCUCGCAAUGUUCCUCCGAUGGGACAUCCAGUAAGAGAGUGUUGAACAAACGGGUGGCGUUCCCACUAUCUUCACAGACCUCUGCUUUAGAGAGAACUAGUCCCUUGCUUCCAUCCGACAUGCCUCCUGUUUCACCGUCUUCCUUAAAGUUAACUACAGCUCCCCAUAAGCCCCUUGUGACUCCUAUUGCCAAGGAUACGAAAUCAUUGGAGUCUGAUUUCGACAAAGAUCAAGCUUUGAAAGAAGUUAUAGACAAUCUAGAGUCUAUGAUGAUGGAACAGAGUAUAGAGAAAAAUAAACUACAGGAGUUACAAAAGAGAUUGAAUAUCAUGAAAUCUGAUUGGCUACAAGAUAAGCUAAAUAAUACAGUACAAAGAAGUAUUCUGGAUAUAUCAAAAGCAUUGCUGAGGAAAGAUAUCCAGCAAGCUGAUAAGAUCCACAUUAAUCUUAUGAUGCAGCAUGCAAGCAUCUGUCGUGCCUGGAUACCUGUCAUCAGGCACAUGAUAUUAGAAUUAAAAAAGGAUAGUGAAGUUUCACAAGUGGAACACCUGCAAUCACUUUUGUUAUCUGUAGAAAGGAUCGAGGAGAGCGAGGAAAAAUGAGUGUAACUGAAUAUUGAUUAAUAAGCUCAUCAUACUGUGGAUACAGUAUCGGAAGAUAAAGAUUUACAUGUCAGUUACUUGCUACUCAAGGACUCUACAGUGGAAUGUGCAAUAUUACAGGCAGAAAGAGUCGCAGCUGACCGCAAGGACAAAUGAUUAAAGAGUGAAAAGGCGGCUGUACUCAUAAAAGUUUUUUGUAUUUUUCGUUUCUCUCUUAUGUAUAUUCACAAAGGACAAUUACAUCUGACUUACCACAUA
This is a messenger RNA of Odontomachus brunneus, 1424 nucleotides long. RefSeq lists its product as uncharacterized. The record is from RefSeq and is a predicted model, not a curated record. The transcript is spliced from 3 exons. NCBI's taxonomy places the organism in Eukaryota, Metazoa, Arthropoda, Insecta, Hymenoptera, Formicidae. Gene Ontology annotation, biological process: regulation of transcription by RNA polymerase II. Gene Ontology annotation, cellular component: nucleus. Bases 462 to 1166 code for a protein of 234 amino acids.